Molecule: messenger RNA, 126 nt
Organism: Saccharomycodes ludwigii
Lineage: Eukaryota; Fungi; Ascomycota; Saccharomycetes; Saccharomycodales; Saccharomycodaceae
Gene: PMP2
Product: proteolipid ATPase
Exons: 1
Coding region: 1-126 (41 amino acids)
Biological process (GO): regulation of catalytic activity
Molecular function (GO): enzyme regulator activity
Source: RefSeq, a predicted model, not a curated record
AUGCAAUUGUUACCAGGUGGUGUUAUUUUAGUUUUCGUUUUAGUCGGGUUGGCUGGUAUUACCAUCGUUUUGACCAUUGCUUACAACAAAUAUAAGGCUAGAAAAGCUGCUUUAGACAGAUUUUAA